Molecule: messenger RNA, 1056 nt
Organism: Candidozyma auris
Lineage: Eukaryota; Fungi; Ascomycota; Pichiomycetes; Serinales; Metschnikowiaceae
Gene: PDE1
Product: 3',5'-cyclic-nucleotide phosphodiesterase PDE1
Exons: 1
Coding region: 1-1056 (351 amino acids)
Biological process (GO): cAMP catabolic process; negative regulation of glucose mediated signaling pathway; cGMP catabolic process
Molecular function (GO): 3',5'-cyclic-AMP phosphodiesterase activity; 3',5'-cyclic-GMP phosphodiesterase activity
Source: RefSeq, a predicted model, not a curated record
AUGUCUUUCGAUAUCACCUUCUUGGGCGCCUCCGGCGGGCCCAUUGAAGCCAGCACGUGUUCUUUGUUGAUCAAGCCCCACCACUUUGACUAUGAGCAAAUCAAAAGUGCCCAGGAAUCACCCCUUCUCCAAGUUGACGCUGGCUCGGGCCAUUUACUGCUCGCGGAGCUCAUUGCAGACGCUUCAAGUGCUCUGCGAUUGUUAAGGUUGUAUGAGGAUGCCAAUGACCUUCAAGAGUAUCUAUCGCUAGAGCCCACUAACCCAUUCGCAAACGUACAGGGAAGCCCGUUUCUGGCGCUGAAGCGGAUUCUCAAUUGCAUCCCCACAAUUCUCAUCACUCACCCACACUUAGACCAUAUCGCUGCGUUGGUGCUCAAUUCGGCAGAACGUAACUUUAGAGAUGCUCAGGCUACUGUGUACGGAUCGCUAUUCACCACAAAAACGCUCCAAAGCCAUGUCUUCAAUGGGAAGAUCUGGCCCAAUAUGGUGGAGUUGGGUGCUCUAAUGUUGGCGCCCGUGCAAGCAAACAUGCCCUUCACAACAAAUAAUGGGAUCUACUCAAUAACCAUGUUUGACCUUCAGCAUGGCACUACUUAUACCGACGGCCACCCAGUUCCUUACAUGUCGCUGGCUUACCUUAUACAACACAAUGCCUCUAGGUCCAAAUUACUUGUAUUUGGCGACUUCGAAGCGGACGUGGUGCUGGGAAAAGGGCUUAAUAGACAUAUCUGGGAACAGAUAGCACCCUAUGUGGCCGAUGGCUCUCUCAAAGCUAGCGUCGUGGAAUGCUCCAUGUGCUCACAAGAGUCUUGUGACGAGCUCUACGGCCACCUCAUGCCCGAACACCUUAUAGGCGAACUAGAAGUGCUUCGAUCGUACUGUAGGAUGAAGCCCACCUUGAAGGAAUUUCACGUUAUUGUCACUCACGUUAAAGAGACACCCGGCGGGCCGGACCCGAGACAAAAGAUCUUGAAAGAACUUGGCGAGUUGGCAUCGCGAAGCAACCUACAAGUCAGCUUUUCCAUGGCUCUUAGCGGAAUCUCCUUCACCAUAUGA